UGCUUAAUCUUUACUUACUGACUCCAGACUAAAGCACUGAAAAUGAACCUGUCUUGAAGAUCAACAAGUUUUUAGAUUUUUUUAUUACAUUUUUUUUCUUCAUUUGCCAUGGCAAGACCGGUUCAGUUUUUGAUCUCUGUAGUUUUUAUUCUCAUUGAACUUGCAGAUGCACAAGAUUCUGUUACUUCAUGUGUCCCUGAAAUCAAACUUCGGAAGAACACCCUUUACACAGCCUCCAAAGAAAACAAGUUAAACAUCUCUUGCCCUGUGACAUACUGUAAUGAGAUUCCUGUUGUUGAAUGGAUAAAAAUUGGUGACAUGGACAUUUUUAUGCACAUCAAAGAAACAAAUCAAGUAACAAUUACAGAAGAACAAACUGGCUUAAAGGAGAUAAUUUCAUAUUUGAGCUUUAGGAACUUUGUACCAGGUGAUAUUGGCAUUUAUAGAUGUAAGGUUACUACAUCAGGCUUUUCAUCAGAAAGCCACAACAUUAACGUCAAUGUUUCAGAUUCUGCCGGCUACACCAGUAUAAAUAGCACCACUGUACCGCAAAAGGAGAAGGAGACGGAUGACAGGCGGCUUCUGUAUGUCUUCAUUUGCUUAGGAACCCUCGGUCUAGUCUUAUUCGUGAUGUUGAUCUCUUUCCUGUGCAUAAAUCAAUAUUCAAGAAACAACCACAGAAGCAAAAACUGUCCGAGACCAGCGAGUACCACCACAUCAGGAAAGUCCCAGGAAAUUCCAGAAGAGCAAAACAACAUCUAUGAUGCAACUACAGAUGAGCUACAUUCAGAGCUGAACUCUCUGUGUACAGAAAACAAUCAGAAUUGUACACCAGUAACGAGGAACAGAAACAGGAGUAGUGACGGAUCAGAGCAGAUUGUUUAUGCUACUCUUCAACAUCCUACUCCCAGUGGACCUUCUGCAGUCCACCAUCAAUCAAGGGACCAGCUAUCAGAGUAUGCAUCCAUUCGAAUUGGCUAAAAAAAUAAUUUGGGAGAACUUCAGAGUUUCAAUGUUUUCUGUUAAAGGAGGAGGGCAAUAAAUUAGCAGUGUGAGUAUUGUGAUAAGCAAACCAGGAGCUGGGGUUAGUGUAGUGUUCUCAUAGAAGAACAUAUAAUUGGGAACUUUUUUUAGAUUAAAGGAAAGUCCAAGACCCCACCUAUGAUCAUUGCAUAGAUUUAAUUUAUUUGUAUUCAUACUUUUAGCGUUUCUGAAUAUUUAUAAAUAUAUGACUUUCUGUCAUGUUUUUCAGUUACUCCUGCUUUUCACAUGACUCUGUAUAUUCAGCACUAUCUUACAUAAAAUAAAACAAAACAUAUACUUGUAGCAUGUUGGGAAAAGUUCAGGGAAAGAGAAAACUGGUGGUAGGUUUUAAAAUCAUGCUUUAGAUAUAAAAGCACACUAUAGAUAUAUUUACACACACACAGCUCUGUUUGUGUUCAUCGGUCUUCCUUGUCUCUUGUCUCUCCCUGUUUAAUCCCUUCUGAAGCUCAUUGCAGGUGUGUGAUCGUUAACAGUCACUUCUCUUGGUUCCACCCCAUUUAAUAUCAAUAUAUUGUCAACCACAUUCAUACUAUUUAAUGACAGAGUUUUAGAUUAAUCCCGUUCAUUUCAAGUCACCAGCCGAUCUGGCUUAACUCUAUGAUAACUAAAUAAUAAUGAUAACUUUCAUGUUAGCUGAUAGUAAUCUAAAUAAACUCUCAUCCUGUGAUUAAAAAAAAAACAAAAACAAAGCAGGGGACAUCACAGACACCCGAUGGCCCUUAGACCACACUUUGAGAACCAUGGAGUUAGAAGACCAUUCAUGUUCUGCAAAAAAAGAUCUUUCAGUAAUGAAAAGAACAGUUUUUCAAGUAAAAUCUAGGACCUUAAUUCUGGUUUGUUUAUUUACUGUAGUAAUUGGGACUGUUUUUGCCCUAGCAGAGAUAUAUUUUGUACAUAUGGUUGAUUUCAUGUAGUUAUAGUAGGCUUGGAUUGCCAAAAAAUUCUGUAUAGCUCUAGGUGCUGGAGUAGUUUGUCUUAUUUAUCUGAUACAUUUGAAGAUGUUUAAAAUGUUAAAAACUUCACCUUGUAUUUUUUUAUGUUCAUCUACCCAGAUUUGCUGAAUCUGUUCCCACUUUAGCCUCAGAUUCCUUUUCUUGGCUGACAAGAGUGUACGUACAUAAUAUGGCAUAUUGCAUGUUCUGAGAUUCUUUUCAGCUCACUAUGGCUAUAAAGAGUGAUUAUUUGAGUUCAUUUCUGUGUGUUGAUUCUAUACUUUCUCACCAACAAGAUGCCUGUAGAACUGCUGGUUAUUACUGGGUAGAACAUGCAAGCUACUAACACUUUGCAUGAUUUCUUUGCAUUGCACUGCUGCAACAUGAUUUGUAGACUGAAUCAUUUCAUUUAUCAAUGAUAUAUGACUAAAUAAAGUAGGUGAUGGUACUGUUUCUAACUGUAUUGUUUGCAGUGGGAUGCAAAUGAUACCCCAAUGGAAAUGACCCGUAACAUUAUUUUACAUGUACUCUUUAUACAUGUGUACCAGUGUGAUUACAUGAACUAUGGAAAAAAUGACUAGCAUCAGCUGUUCUACUUUUAGUCACGUAAUAAUGGUAAGGGUCUUAGACCUCUUUACACAUCAUUGUGGUUUAGACGCCCCUUCUCUCUUUUUAGUAUGGAAACAAAGUAAAACAGAAAGCAGCCAGUGGUUGUACCUUGUUACACACUAUGUUCACAAACUAGAAGAAUUGUGUAAGAUAUUGGACUGAUAACACAAGUGUAAUAUUGUGUAUUUGUGCAUUAGUAUGUGUGAUUAUUACUG
Molecule: messenger RNA, 2800 nt
Organism: Tachysurus vachellii
Lineage: Eukaryota; Metazoa; Chordata; Actinopteri; Siluriformes; Bagridae
Product: B- and T-lymphocyte attenuator
Exons: 5
Coding region: 109-981 (290 amino acids)
Biological process (GO): immune response-regulating cell surface receptor signaling pathway
Cellular component (GO): plasma membrane
Molecular function (GO): signaling receptor activity
Source: RefSeq, a predicted model, not a curated record